Messenger RNA from Pipistrellus kuhlii (Kuhl's pipistrelle), 6224 nucleotides. It is a transcript of the gene SLC4A4, whose product is annotated as solute carrier family 4 member 4. Lineage: Eukaryota; Metazoa; Chordata; Mammalia; Chiroptera; Vespertilionidae. Gene Ontology annotation, cellular component: basolateral plasma membrane; plasma membrane. The transcript is spliced from 27 exons. The coding region runs from base 260 to 3643 and encodes 1127 amino acids. Gene Ontology annotation, biological process: monoatomic anion transport; regulation of intracellular pH; transmembrane transport. Gene Ontology annotation, molecular function: solute:inorganic anion antiporter activity; monoatomic anion transmembrane transporter activity; sodium:bicarbonate symporter activity. The record is from RefSeq and is a predicted model, not a curated record.
CAGCCCCGGGCAGCGCUCCGGCGGCCACCACGGCCGGGCUGGCGGCGAAGGCGGCGGCGGCGGUGGCCGCUGCAGCCCCGCACUCGGCCGCCAAGCUGGAGGAGCGACGGAAGCCGGACCCGCGGAGGAAACUCAAAGUUGACCAGAAAGAAAGGAAGGUUCCAUGUGGGUGUUGGCUGUUUGGCCUAAUGGUCUAAAUGAAAUGGAAAAAGAGAGCAUGGAGUUGUCCUAAUGGUUCAGUUUCCAACAAUAAACCUGGAUGGAGGAUGAAGCUGUCCUGGACAGAGGGGCUUCUUUCCUUAAGCAUGUGUGUGAUGAAGAAGAAGUAGAAGGCCACCACACCAUCUACAUUGGGGUCCACGUGCCGAAGAGCUACAGGAGAAGGAGACGUCACAAGAAAAAGACGGGACACAAAGAAAAGAAGGAAAAGGAGAGAGUCUCUGAGAACUACUCAGACAAGUCUGAUGUGGAGAACGCCGACGAGUCCGGCAGCAGCAUCCUCAAGCCACUCAUCUCGCCUGCCGCAGAGCGAAUCCGAUUCAUCUUGGGCGAGGAGGAUGACAGCCCCGCACCCCCUCAGCUCUUCACCGAACUGGACGAGCUGCUGUCCGUGGAUGGGCAGGAGAUGGAAUGGAAGGAGACCGCGAGGUGGAUUAAGUUUGAAGAAAAAGUGGAAGCGGGUGGGGAGAGAUGGAGCAAGCCCCAUGUGGCCACAUUAUCCCUUCACAGCUUAUUUGAGCUGAGGACGUGUAUGGAGAAAGGAUCCAUCAUGCUUGACAGGGAGGCUUCUUCUCUCCCACAGUUGGUGGAUAUGAUUGUUGACCAUCAGAUUGAGACGGGCCUUUUGAAGCCUGACCUUAAGGAUAAGGUGACCUACACUUUGCUCCGGAAGCAUCGGCAUCAAACCAAGAAGUCCAACCUCCGGUCCCUGGCUGACAUUGGGAAGACGGUCUCCAGUGCAAGUAGAAUGUUUGCCAGCCCUGAUAAUGCCCGCAGCCCGCUUGAGAACUCAGUGCCCUGCCUAGCAACCCGCACCCUGGACGAUGACCCUCGAGUGCGGCGUGCUCCCAGCGUGGGAUGGCUGAGUAGCCCAGCCCUGACCCAUAGGAAUCUGACUUCUGCCAGUCUGAAUGACAUUUCCGAUAAACCUGAGAAGGACCAGCUGAAGAACAAGUUCAUGAAAAAACUGCCCCGUGAUGCAGAAGCCUCCAACGUGCUUGUUGGGGAGGUCGACUUCUUGGAUGCGCCUUUCGUCGCCUUUGUUCGGCUGCAGCAGGCGGUCAUGCUGGGAGCCCUGACUGAGGUCCCUGUGCCCACCAGGUUCUUAUUCAUUCUCCUAGGUCCUAAGGGGAAAGCCAAGUCCUACCAUGAGAUUGGCAGAGCCAUUGCCACCUUGAUGUCUGACGAGGUGUUCCAUGACAUUGCUUAUAAAGCAAAAGACAGGCAGGACCUGAUUGCUGGCAUUGAUGAGUUCCUAGAUGAAGUCAUUGUCCUUCCCCCUGGGGAAUGGGAUCCAGACAUCAGGAUAGAGCCUCCUAAGAGUCUUCCAUCGUCUGACAAAAGAAAGAACAUGUACUCGGGUGGAGAGAAUGUUCAGAUGAAUGGGGACACUCCCUAUGAUGGCGGCCUUGGAGGAGGAGGAGGAGGACAUGGGGACAGUGAAGAAUUGAAGAAAACUGGACGGUUCUGUGGCGGACUAAUUAAGGACAUAAAGAGGAAAGCACCAUUUUUUGCCAGUGAUUUUUAUGAUGCUUUAAAUAUUCAGGCUCUAUCAGCAACUCUCUUCAUUUAUCUGGCGACUGUAACUAAUGCAAUCACGUUCGGAGGACUACUUGGGGAUGCCACUGACAACAUGCAGGGCGUGUUGGAGAGCUUCCUGGGCACAGCCGUCUCUGGAGCCAUCUUCUGCCUCUUUGCUGGUCAGCCGCUCACCAUUCUGAGCAGCACGGGGCCCGUUCUGGUGUUUGAGAGGCUUCUAUUUAAUUUCAGCAAGGACCAUGGUUUUGAUUAUUUGGAGUUUCGCCUGUGGAUUGGCCUGUGGUCAGCCUUUCUGUGCUUCAUUUUGGUGGCCACCGAUGCCAGCUUCUUGGUUCAGUACUUUACUCGCUUCACUGAGGAGGGCUUCUCUUCUCUGAUUAGCUUCAUCUUUAUCUACGAUGCUUUCAAGAAGAUGAUCAAGCUAGCCGAUUACUACCCCAUCAACUCUGACUUCAGAGUGGGCUACAAUACUCACUUCUCCUGUGCCUGUAUGCCACCCGACCCAGUUAAUAUCUCAGUAUCUAAUGACACCACAUUGGCGCCAGAGGAAUUCCCUUCUGUGUUUCCUACUGACUUGUACGACAACACUACCUUGGACUGGGCACUUUUGUCGAAGAAGGAGUGUUUGAAACAUGGAGGCCAGCUUGUGGGGAGCAACUGCGAUUUUGUUCCCGAUGUCACACUCAUGUCUUUCAUCCUCUUCUUGGGCACCUACACCUCUUCCAUGGCCCUGAAAAAAUUCAAAACCAGUCGUUAUUUUCCAACGAUGGCAAGAAAACUGAUCAGCGAUUUUGCCAUCAUCUUGUCCAUUCUCAUCUUUUGUGUAACAGAUGCCCUGGUAGGUGUGGAUACUCCAAAACUUAUUGUGCCAAGUGAGUUCAAGCCAACAAGUCCAAACCGCGGUUGGUUUGUCCCGCCAUUUGGAAAAAACCCCUGGUGGGUGUCCCUGGCGGCUGUUAUCCCCGCUUUGUUGGUCACCAUUCUCAUUUUCAUGGACCAGCAAAUCACAGCUGUGAUUGUAAACAGGAAGGAACAUAAACUCAAGAAAGGAGCUGGCUAUCACCUGGACCUCUUUUGGGUGGCCAUCCUCAUGGUGGUGUGCUCCUUCAUGGCGCUCCCAUGGUACGUGGCUGCCACUGUCAUCUCCAUUGCUCACAUCGACAGUCUGAAGAUGGAGACGGAGACCUCUGCCCCCGGAGAGCAGCCCAAGUUCCUUGGAGUGAGGGAACAAAGAGUCACUGGAACCCUUGUGUUUAUUCUGACUGGUCUGUCAGUCUUUAUGGCUCCCAUCUUGAAGUUUAUUCCCAUGCCUGUACUCUAUGGCGUGUUCCUGUAUAUGGGGGUAGCAUCCCUUAAUGGUGUCCAGUUCAUGGAUCGCCUGAAGCUGCUCCUGAUGCCUCUGAAGCAUCAGCCUGACUUUAUCUACCUGCGCCACGUCCCGCUGCGCAGAGUCCACCUGUUCACCUUCCUGCAGGUGCUGUGCCUCGCCCUGCUCUGGAUCCUCAAGUCAACCGUGGCUGCUAUCAUUUUCCCAGUCAUGAUCUUGGCACUGGUAGCUGUCAGAAAAGGCAUGGACUACCUCUUCUCCCAGCACGACCUCAGCUUCCUCGAUGAUGUCAUUCCAGAAAAGGACAAGAAAAAGAAGGAAGAUGAGAAGAGAAAGAAAAAGAAGAAAGGAAGUCUGGAUAGUGACAUUGAUGAUGAGAAAGAUCACCAACAUUCCUUGAACACCACACAUCAUGCUGAUAAAAUUCCUUUUCUUCAGUCACUGGGUAUGCUAAGUCCUAAAACUCCAGCACAAGUUGUGCCUCAAAUCAGAAUAGAACUUGAGCCCGACGACGAUGAUGAUUACUGGAGGAGCAAGGGAACAGAAACCACAUUGUAACUUGUUUGUCUUUCCUCAGACUAACAGAUUUUGUUGUUCAUGGUCUUGUUGGUUUUGUGUGCGUCUGGUUGUUUAUUUUUAAUUCUUGUUUUGUCUUGGGUUUUGGUCAUUGGCCAAAUAGUACAGUGCUCUCUCUGCUUCUCCCCAGCAUAAGGUACAACUAAGACAGUAGUGCACCAUUCCUGAAAAACAGCACCCGAAGAGCCCCUAUUUGUUCCACCUUCAGAUGUAUCCUCUGACAACCAGGUUCCUCUGUCAUGCAGGACACGUACAGACCGGGUCCCUUCCCUUCUUAGCCAGAGGUCAGAAGUAUUGAGGAUUUUAUAACACCUUUCAUUCAAAUACUGAAGGAACUUACCACUUGAGCUUUUGGAGCUGUGCUUACUGGCUUGUCUGUCUGGCUGGCAGAACAAACCUUGAUCUCCAGACAGUGUUUCCUCUUGCUUACGGAGCUCUCUGGAACUGGAAAAGUGCUGCUAUUCUAAGUUGCUCUUGCUUAUGAACCCUAGUCCUAGAAUUAUCAAAAGAAGAAAAACUAAAGGUACUUUACUGCCUGUAGCAAAACUAUUACCUUUCUUGUAGCAAGUGCUGGAAUGUCCCUUUUUUCCUAUGCAACUUUUUUUAACCCUCUAAUGAACUUAUCUGUUGAGUACAUUUGAAGAAUAUUUUUCUUCCUAGAUUUUGUUGUUUAAAUUAUGGGGCCUAACCUGCAACUUAUUUUUUUUGUCAAUUUUUUAAACUUUUUUUUUUUAAUUACUGUAAAAUAAUGAAUUUUUUCCUGCAGCAGGAAACAUAGUUUUGAGUAGUUCUACCUCUUAUUUGUAGCUGCCAGGCUUUCUGUAAAAAUUGUAUUGUAUAUAAUGUGAUUUUUACACACAUGUACACACUCAUACACACAUACACACACAAAUACACAAUCAUUAAGGUAAGCCAGCGGGCUCGAUCAGAGGAAAAACACCAUGUUUCUAAGCGUCAAUUUUUCCCCUUUCCUAAAAAGAAAUUUAACUGUUCUGUGAAGGAGAACUGGGGAGAAGGGAGAAGCUCCUAUGUUAUGGGAAUAACUGAUGCUUUGAGAACAGUACUAUCCAGGCACAGAUGCUUAUUGUAUUACCAUGUCCAUGUCCUAUGCAGUAUUGUUAGAUUUUUUUUUCACUUUGAAAUAUUUGUGUGUUUGUGUAUAUACUCUGUGUGUGGCUGGUGCAUAUAUGUGCAAAGUUAUGGUAGGCAAAGGGCGAAGAUAUUCAGUCUCUUGUGUCAGUUGUCAUAAAACCCAAACCAUGUAUGAAAAAUUUAUCAGAGGUCAAAGAGACUUACGGUUAUGCAAAUGAGGGUGAAUAUAUUUUAUUAUUCAGAUAUCAGUAACCAUCACUGAUACAGUAGCCCAUAAUUACAAUAAAAAAUUCAUAGAAAUAUCAAUAGACCAUUUGCACAUUUAUAAAAUGUUUAUGACAUGACAAAUAGAUCUGCAGAGGUGUAUGUGUAUACAUGGUAAUAAGACUCACACAUUUUUUUAGGAUGGAAAGGCAAUUCCUUGUGAUUGGGAAGUUCAGGAUAUUUGUGUGUGUUAUAUAUACACACACAUAUAUGUAUAUGUAUGUAUAUAUAUGCAUAUACACACACUUCGAAGUACCAUUUUGAAAAUUAGAAAAAAAUAAAAUUAAUCUUUAUUAAUUACUGUUAUUUUAAUAUAAUGCUUUUAAUAGGUUGAAUUAUGUAUUAUGAAUCUGCAUUAAAAAUGUUGAUUCCAUAUUUUGGAGUCAUACAGUCACAUUUUGUGGUGCAUCCUAAGUAAAAUAGAUUGUUAGAAGAGUUAAAAAAUAGAACGAAGCCAUCAAUUUUGGUUUCAUAAUAUAUACACAGUGACUCCUUAUUUUUAUAUUAAUUAAGUUAUAAUACAGUUCUUUUAAAAUUCUCUACAAAAAUGUUAUUCUGAAUUAGCUGAUUCUUUUAUAGUAUUGGAUAAUCUUAAAACCUUCAGUUUUAUACAAAUUAGAUAUAAAUGACAUGCAGUUUUUUAUUCAAAUGAAAGUAGCAAAUUGUUAUUUAUUAAAACCUCACAUGCUAAAUUUUGGCUUGUAUUUACAACUAAUCUUACAAUUAUUACUCUAUAUUAUAUAGUUUUUUUUCAUUAAACUAAGAUAAAAUUAGAAGCUUUCCCCAGUUUUUUUUAACUGAUAGAAGGACCAAUAAAAUGUUUGAAAGCCAUGCAUAAUAUAUUCAGCCUAACCUAAAAUCUUGUUAAAUUAAUGACAUUUUUGUUCAUUUUUAUAGAAUCUCUAGCUAUAAUAAUUUUUAUUCUGAUCAUGAAUCAAUUAUUUAAGGAUUCAUGCCCUUCUCCAUCUCUUUCAAAAAACUCCUAAAACAACUUAAUUCAGUGCUUAAGCCUUUGAGUAGAUCUAAAAGUUUUCUGCACCUCUGUCUAUGACGCAUGUUCAAUGACUGUUUGGUACUUACAAUAUGAAUGUGGAACAAUAUGUUAUGUUUGCUAAAAGGAUCAUAAGUAUCAAACCUUUUUAAUAUUUUGGGACCCAGGGACGUAUUUAAAAAAUCAUAACUUUCAGAGGAAUAGAAAUAGUUACCC